Molecule: messenger RNA, 4341 nt
Organism: Dracunculus medinensis (Guinea worm)
Lineage: Eukaryota; Metazoa; Nematoda; Chromadorea; Rhabditida; Dracunculidae
Source: the annotation of a GenBank genome assembly
AUGUUGAUAUGGUUAACACUGCGUAUGCAGAGAGCCGUUCCCAUUGAUAGAUUUGGAGCAAUUGCCCUGACUUGUGAGCAUAUUUUAUUUCGCUUUACUCAAAGAAUAUUGUAUUCACACUAUAUAUGUAAAUGUCAUGAUGGUUAUAUUGACGUGAGCCCGAAUGUUACACAUUAUCCUGGUCGACAAUGUGUUUUGCCUAAAAGCAUGGAUUAUAGAAGUAUGGAGCAGACGCUACAGUGUCCAAUGCAAACACCAUGCCCAAGGACUACACCUUGUCCACUGCAAACAACUACACAGGCCAAUAUUUCUUGUGGAGGAUUCAAUCGCUGCCAACAGCAUCAUGAUUGCGAUAGUUCUGCGAUAUGCUCGGAUACUUACGAUAGUUACCAGUGUCAGUGUAAACCUGGUUAUCUCGAUAUUUCGCCAGAUCCUCUGCGAUUUCCUGGACGGAAAUGCCAAGAACAUGAUUGCUCGCCUUUUGCGACUUGUGAAGAUACACAAGAGUCAUACUUGUGUAAAUGUAACGAUGGAUACACGGAUGUUUCUUCAAGAUAUGGCUUGAAACCUGGUAGGAAAUGCUCAAAAGUGGGUGAUCAGUGCUCGAAUCGUGCUGACAACACUUGCGAUGAAAAUGCAGACUGCGUUCAGUUACCUGACGGGUACGCAUGCAAAUGUUUCAGUUCAUACGUUGAUGUUUCUAGUAACGCCAACUUACCACCUGGACGAGUUUGUACUCUACAAACGCAGUGUCCAGCUCAACCGACCGAUCUUGUGUUUCUUGUCGAUGGUAGUGGCUCAAUUGGAUCCGACGUCUUCCAAAGAGAAGUAUUACGGUUCUUAAGCGAAUUCAUCGAUCUGUUCGACAUAUCACCGACCCAAACGAGGGUUGCAGUGGUGCAAUAUUCCGAUCGCAUUCGACAUGAAUUCAAUCUGAAUCAAUAUUUAACCGGUUUAACUCGAACUGGUGCUGCAAUUGAUUAUAUAACAAAUGAAGCAUUCAACGAAAGACGUGGUGCACGUCCGUCUUCGCACAAUAUCACGCGUAUUGCAAUAGUAAUAACGGAUGGCAGAUCCCAAGAUAAUGUUGUAGUGCCAGCUAAUGAAGCACGCCAGAAAAAUAUACAGUUAUUUGCUGUUGGAGUGACUAAUCAUGUUCUUGAUUCUGAACUGGAAGCGAUAUCCGGCAAGCUUAAUUUAAAGACAUUCCUUUAUCUUAACAGAUCGAAGCAGCGUUUAUUUCACGUUCGUGGAUUUGAAGACCUGAACACGAGAUUGAGAAGUGCUAUUCAGAAGGUAACUUGUCCCGAGGGUAAGCCACCAAUUCCACCAGAAGGUCCUUGUGAUCCAGCGACUCAUCGCGGAUGUGAUCGAUCGCUGAACCAAGUAUGUAUUGUCAAGAAUAACAAAUUCGUAUGUGGAUGUCCGCCUGGAUUCGAAAAGCAUCCUAUAACGCAAGUGUGUGGAGGUGACACAUGUAAUCCGCAGUUAGUUUCGUCUUGUCCAUUUCCAGAGAGGUGUCAGCUUACACCAUUUGGUAACUAUAGAUGUACUUGUGUUGACAAUACAACAAGAAGUCCAAAAACAGGAGCAUGUAAAGAACCAAUUACAGCACCAUCUACUGAUGAAUGCAGCAGUACGAUACCAUGCAGACAAAAUGAAGAGUGUAAAUUCAUGGAUUUAACGAAUUUGAUUUGCAGACCGGGAUUCGAACGAGAUUCUCGAAGUGAUAAAUGUCAGUUGCCUGGAACUUGCGAUCCAUCUAUAUCCAUCAGUUCUUGUGACGAAAGAAAGCGAGAGCAGUGUUUGCCUGAUAGAACUGGUCAAUACACCUGUCAAUGUCCAAAGAAUUAUCGUCGUCAUCCUGUGACAGAAAUUUGCUUAAUCGACGAAUGUGCAGUCGGAUCUCACGAUUGCGAUGCGAAUGCGAAUUGUAUCGAUACGGAUGAGAAUUUCAUCUGCACUUGCCGACCAGGAUUCCUUGAUAUCAGUCCAAACCAAUCAGAAAAACCCGGCCGUAUUUGUAAGCAGCAGAUUGAUGAAUGCGUUAGCGGAAAGCACAAUUGCUCAGAAAACGCAUUUUGUAUAAAUCUUCCCGAUGGAUUUCUCUGCCGUUGCAAACCGAAUUUCAUUGACUUCAGCCCGAAUCCUUCGCAUUUUGCUGGUACAAACUGCAAGCCUUUGGUUGAUGAGUGUGCCAAUUCAUCCUUGAAUCUGUGCAGCGAAAAUGCAAUAUGCACUGAUACCAAAGAAAGCUAUAAAUGCCAGUGUAAACCGGGUUACAUCGACCAAGAGCUUCGUAAUCCAGGACGAAAUUGCCAGAAAAGCCGAACAUGCUUAGAACGAAUAUGCUUGGAUCCGACAAAGCACGACUGUCACAUUGCAGCAAUUUGUAUUGAAAUAUUAGGGCCAGAACGCUAUACUUGCAAGUGUCGUGAUGGAUAUUAUGAUAUUAGGCCCUCAACACCUGGUCGAGAAUGUAAAGAGGAAAUAAAUGAAUGUUUGGAUGCAUCGCUAAAUGAUUGUGAUCCCAUGGCUACUUGCCACGAUAUGAAAGAAGGCUAUACAUGUGCAUGUCCAAUCAAAUUUAGAGACGAUUCACCCGACAGAAACAAACCUGGAAGAAAAUGUUUUGCUCUUGUCGAUGAAUGUCGAAAUCCGCAUUUAAAUAAUUGUAGUAGGUUUGCUGAUUGCAUAGAUAAAGAAGAUGGAUAUAGCUGCAGAUGCAAACCAGAAUAUCACGACAAUAAUCCUUCAAAUCCAGGAACUGAUUGUUCUUUCAUAAUCGAUGAAUGCGGAUCUCCAAGUCUCAAUGAUUGCGAUUUUCAUGCAAAAUGUACCGAUACAUUGGAAGGAUUCAGUUGUGAAUGUAUUUCGCCCUAUGUUGAUGAAUUAGUAUCGAAUCCAGGCCGAGUAUGUCGGUAUAAUGAAUGUACUGAUGAAGCGAUGAAUGACUGUGAUAAAAAUGCAGAAUGUCGUGAUACAGAAGAUGGAUAUAUUUGCCAGUGCAAACCUGGAUUCUAUGAUGAUGGAAAUGAUCCAAGAAAACCGGGAAGAACAUGCGUCGGAUUAAUAACGGGUCGACCGCAAGAAGCCGAGCCUACAACUUUGUCUCCGAACCUUUUACCGUGUGAUCUAGGAUUUUGUCGCUUGGAUUUAGGUGAAGUUUGCGUAGGAGGAGAACGAUGCGCAUGCCGUCCAAACCAAAAUCGGCCUUCUUCUGAUGCUGGCUGUAUUGAUGUUGAAAAGGUUCCAAUAGAAAUUCGAAUUAUUGGUCGCGAUGGCAAUCAACUAGCAUUUGGUAGCGAGUAUGGCAAUUCGAAGUCGUCUCGUUACGUUGAAAUUGUGGACCAGUUCCUCCAAGCUAUGAAAACAACCGUGGAACAAACGUCAUUUGCGCCAAAAUACGUAUCAUCAGAUGUAACCUAUAUCACAAAUCCUAAAGUUAAAAACAGCUCUUGGGAAUCUGGAUUAUUAUUUAAUGGAACCGCUGAUUUCACCUCUCCUAUUGAUAAAUGUGAAUUUUGGAGCAAAUUUAUGCGAGCAAUAAAAGAUUACAACUAUCGUCUUGGAGGUGGACCAUUGAUUGUAGCUGAUGACAAUGAUCAAUUAGACCCAUGCAGAAAGGAGGUACAUAAAGGAAUACCAUGCGGGACAACAUUCUGUCAACUUGAUUUGGGCGAAAUCUGUGUUGUUGGCAGAACUUGUGGUUGUCCUAUUGGCCAGAAACGUGCAAAACAGGAUGAAAAAUGUCGUCCAGUUGAAGCAUGGAAUUUGCCCUUAUGGGUCAUUCGUGAAGAUGGUAUUCCUCUAAAUUACACUGAUAAUCUUUCCAAUCCUCAUAGCACCGAUUAUAAGAGACUGGUUGAAGCUUUUGAAGAAGGCAUUCGUCAAAGUUAUGCACAAACACCACUGAAAAAUGGAUUUCUGGUCGCAGAAGUAAACGAUAUUAUUAAUCCGGAAAAGAUUAACAAGACUUGGAAUUAUGGAAUAUUAUAUAAUUUCACCUCAAAUUUCGUUCGAGGUUCUAUUCCAGAUCCACAAAAAAUAUUUAAUGAUUUAGUUGAAUAUAUAUCGAGGAAAAACAAUUAUGAGGUAGGUAAAAGCAAUCAAUUUAUUAGUCCAUCUCAAGCGAAUCCAUUCGAUCAGUGCUUCAAAAGUAACUGUCAUCCAAAUGCAAUUUGUGUAGAAGAGGGAUCAGGAUACAGGUCUUUUAUAAUCUUCAUAAUUAGCUAUCGUUUGUUUUGUAGUGCGAUAAAUUUAAAAAUUAUCUCGAAUCUUGAGCGGUUAUAUUUCUAUUCCGCUGUUAUUUUUGUGCUAUUUUUUUGGUAUAUUUUAUAA